This is a messenger RNA of Nasonia vitripennis (jewel wasp), 2962 nucleotides long. RefSeq names its product major facilitator superfamily domain-containing protein 1. Gene Ontology annotation, cellular component: lysosome. Lineage: Eukaryota; Metazoa; Arthropoda; Insecta; Hymenoptera; Pteromalidae. The transcript is spliced from 7 exons. The record is from RefSeq and is a predicted model, not a curated record. Gene Ontology annotation, biological process: transmembrane transport. Gene Ontology annotation, molecular function: transmembrane transporter activity. The coding region runs from base 398 to 1951 and encodes 517 amino acids.
ACAUAUUUACCAGAUUGUUGCUGCUGCGCGCUGCACCGUCAAAUUUUUCGGACCAGUAACCACUAACCAGUGAGUCAGUGACCAUUCAUUCUGCGUCUGCGAGUCUCCGAAAGAGGAGCCGAGUAGGUAUCCGCAAUUCCAGUCUCGCAUUAUUUAUUGACAGAUGACAAUGGCUACUCUCCAGCCUAAGGACAUACGCGCGCUACGUCAAAUUUCGCGUUCAACGUAGAUAUAUUAGCGACAAUUGGAGACUGAAACGAAGCGUCGUGACUCUCGAAAACAGAUGUGAAGGUUUCUGAUUAAAAGGAGUUUAGUACUUGUAGUGAGUAGAAACAGAAGAGCCCAUAAGGAUUGAAAGGCGUACAAAUAAUACCAGCGCAAACACAACUCAGGACAUAUGGAAGGUGGCGUAAUGGAUAGUCCAGAUACUACUCACAGCAGGUCCGAGGAUGACCCUGCAUUGCAAGGAUGUUUCAGUCCAAAGAAAACACCUUUUAGAUUCCUUGGUCUGGCACUUAUGUGCUUGCUGGGAUUUGGUUCAUAUUUCUGCUAUGAUAAUCCUGCAGCGCUCCAAGAUACAUUUAAAACUGAUCUAAAUAUGCCAACUAAAAAAUUUGUUCUGCUGUAUUCAAUUUACUCUUGGCCAAAUGUAAUUCUAUGCUUUAUUGGUGGAUUCCUGCUUGAUAGUGUAUUUGGAAUAAGAUGGGGAACCAUCAUAUACAUGGCACUAACAUUGGUUGGUCAAUUAAUUUUUGCCAUGGGAGCCUACGCAAAUACUUUUUGGCUAAUGAUGGUUGGGAGAUUUGUUUUUGGCAUUGGAGCAGAAUCAUUAGCAGUUGCUCAAAACAGCUAUGCAGUUCUUUGGUUCAAGGGUAAAGAGCUGAAUAUGGUCUUUGGACUGCAAAUGAGUUUUGCCAGAGUGGGGUCGACCGUUAACUUUUUAGUAAUGGAAAAUAUUUAUGCAUAUGUCUCCAAAACUCUGGGUUACACAGGUCCCCAAUGUAUAGGAGCUGUUUUAUUUCUUGCUGCUCUGACCUGUGUAGGCUCAAUGCUUUGUGCUCUCUUUUUGGGACUCAUGGACAGUCACGCAGAAAAAGUAUUGAGACGCAACGAAGGCCAGGAACCUGAAAUUGUCAGGCUCACAGAUGUUAAAGAUUUCAAGAGUGUAUUUUGGCUAGUGGCAUGGAUAUGCGUAGCUUACUACAUAGCCAUUUUCCCUUUCAUUUCAUUGGGAAAAGUUUAUUUUAUACGAAAAUACGAGUUUGAGCCAGCAGUUGCCAAUACUGUCAAUUCGCUGGUUUAUAGUAUUUCUGCUAUUGCAUCUCCCCUAUUUGGAUUAUUGGUUGACAAAACUGGAAAGAACGUCCUAUGGGUUAUAAUCAGUAUCAUUGGCUCGCUGUUUGCUCAUGGAUUGCUUGCAUUCACCUAUGUUAGCCCUUAUGUAUGCAUGGUCAUUCUGGGAUUGUCUUACUCAAUGCUUGCAAGUAGUCUGUGGCCUCUCAUUGCUUUGGUAAUUCCUGAACAUCAGCUUGGCACAGCAUAUGGAAUAGCUCAAGCACUUCAAAAUUUGGGUCUGGCGGUGACGUCUAUAGUUUGCGGAAUCAUUGUCGAUACCCACGGCUACUUUAUGCUCGAAAUGUUUUUCCUUGCAUGGCUUUGGAUAUCUCUAAUUACUGCAGUUGUAAUUUGGAUAUCAGAUUCAAAUACGACUGGUGGUUUUCUCAAUAUGUCUCCUAAACAGCGCGAGCAUUAUGAGCAAAAUCCUUGCGUACCUGAGAUCACGGAAAGAGAGAAGCUAUUAGCAGGUGGCGGUGGUUCCACCUCGGACCUAUCAGGUGAUGAUCUGCUGCAACCACAAUCGGAUACACGGAUGAGAAAUCGCUACCUGGCACGAAUCGGUGCAGAGACUCCAGUUCACGUAAAGGGCACUACAUAUCGUGCUCUGCGAUGAUGAAUUGUAUUUUCUUACAUAUUAAGAAAGAUCGAUAGAAGGAGAUAUAUCUUAUAUAAGAGCGGAUGCCGAGACCUGUUUUAUCAGGCACUUAUAUGUUUGCAGUGUACCUGAAUAAUUAUUUCACUAAAGAAUCUGCAUGAGUGUACAUUUCAAGUUACGUAAUUUUCGUUGUUUGAUUUUUAGGAUAAAAGUUAGCCUUCUAAAAAAUGCGAAAACUUGUUUAGUAUUUCUGAAACAAACAACGAGGAUAAUCGCGUUGAUGAAUAGCGAAAAUGCAAAAGGUCUUAGAACGAUUGUAGAUUUUGGAAAGAUAGUAUAACGAUAAUAAUAAUAAUAAUUACUUUGGUAUGUUGCAAAAGAAUAUGCGCUGAUGCAGGUAUUGGAUGAUAAGGUCUGAAAGCCUCUUAUGGGUCUAUAAAUUCAAAAUGAUGAAUUUUCUCACUGUGUCUUCCUAUCGCACAGCAUGUAUCUGUGAUGUAUCAUUAGCUUAACAAAAGUAUGAAAUGAAAAGAUGAGUUUUACUGACGAAGGUGCUUUUAACCAAAGCAUGCAUAGACAAUUAUGUUGAAUCAAGUGUUGUAUAACAAUGAUCUGGGUCCAGAAAGGCGUUUUAUCUUUUAUAUUUAAUAUGUAUAUUUAAUCACGUAAACGAUGUCUUUCGUGUAUAUCGCGACUAAUUCUAAUAGCAAAAUGUUUGUAACGAUCUGCAUAUAAUUAUGUUGACAACAAUUUAAUUAAAUAUAUAUAUAUAUAUAUAUAUAUAAAAUGUGUUAUCUAAAUUCAGUGUGUUCAAACGGUGUUACACAAUAUUAUAUGUACAAUAUAUCAGAAAAGGAUUGCGCUUGAUUAACAGAGACACAAAGACAAAGAGAAGAAGAAUUAUAAUAAUUAUGAUAAUGAUAUAGAAGAAUAAUUAACAAUGGAUGGAUAAAUAAUCGUUAAAUUGAUAAUACUAGAUAAAUGAAUUUACAUUAUUAUAUUAAAUAAAUGUUGUCCACUGUUCAUAGA